Molecule: messenger RNA, 537 nt
Organism: Prunus armeniaca (apricot)
Lineage: Eukaryota; Viridiplantae; Streptophyta; Magnoliopsida; Rosales; Rosaceae
Source: the annotation of a GenBank genome assembly
AUGUCUUCUUCUGAGGAUGAUUCAUAUCUGGACAGCUAUAUUAGCACAAUCGGAGUUGAUUUUAAAAUUCGCACAGUCGAGCAGGAUGGGAAGACCAUUAAACUUCAAAUUUGGGACACUGCUGGACAAGAACGUUUUAGGACAAUUACUAGUAGCUACUACCGUGGGGCACAUGGAAUUAUAAUAGUUUAUGAUGUGACAGACCAAGAAAGCUUUAACAAUGUUAAGCAGUGGUUAAAUGAAAUUGAUCGUUAUGCUAGUGAGAAUGUAAACAAGCUUCUUGUUGGCAACAAGGCUGACCUCACUGCUAACAAAGUUGUGUCUUAUGAAACAGCUAAGGCGUUUGCGGAUGAGAUUGGGAUCCCUUUCAUGGAGACUAGUGCAAAAAAUGCUACGAAUGUGGAGCAAGCUUUCAUGGCAAUGGCUGCUGAAAUCAAGAAUAGGAUGGCAAGUCAACCAAUGAACAAUGCAAGGCCACCGACAGUGCAGAUCCGAGGACAACCUGUCAACCAGAAAUCUGGCUGCUGCUCCUCUUAG